AGCAGUCGCGAGGCUGACUUAUGCGUUAUUUCUAUCGCAUGACUUCAUGAGGGGUGCAGCAUGACGUCAUCGGGGGUUCCCCUUGUUUCAUCACAAUAGCACAAAGCAAUAUGCCAAUUUAUCACGUACUGCAUCAGAAUGACUGAAGAACUUUACUUGUAGCAAAUUAAUACCGCAAAUACUUCUCCGGGGAAUUGCAUAACAUGGGAAGCAUCGCUGGGAUCAGAAAAAAAAGGCACUCCAUCGUUACAGAGCUAAACUUAUAGGCCAUACUUGUUACAGCAAAGACUGCUCGGUUGAAUGAUUCUAGUUACUCGAGGAGUUUACGACGUUUUACAUGCAUUUGUGCACGUGUUCGUGUAUGUGGGACGAUAAAUGAUCUUUCUAUAGAUUUCUUUCACAGUCAUGGGCUUUUUUCUUGAUGAAUCAUGGCUUUUUCGAAUUAUACCCGAUAUAAAAGGUUACCCGGCAACUGCAGCUACGCUGUAUCAGGAGCCCAUCACUGACUGUAUUCUUUCCGAUACAUUCAGGCCACUUGAGUCAUGCCUGGAUACAAUUUGGCUCCAAUUGAUCGAUCAGGAAUCGAUAAAAAGAAUUUGUGCCCUAAAUGCCACGGACUUCUUAGAGAAGCUGUACAGACCAUAGCCUGUGGCCACAGAUACUGCAAAACAUGCGUGGAUACUAUACUAAGUCAGGGAGUCGGAAAAUGUGUCCUCGACGAUUUGGCCAUAACACGAGAACAGGUUUUCUUGGACCGUUUUGUCGAGCGAGAGAUCCAGUCAUUAACUCUUCACUGUGUUAACCAGGAACAAGGUUGUGAGUGGAGAGGCGAGCUGAGGAAACGAGAGGUUCAUGACGCUGUCUGUGAGUACGUGAAAGUACCGUGCGUUCAUUCGGAAUGUGGUGAACUGGUGACCAGGGCAAAGCUCGCGGAACACCUUGAGCAGGCUUGUCAGUACAGAAUGGUAACAUGUCAGUACUGCCAAGCUCCUGUCGUUUUCGCAGAAAUAAAGAAACACCAGGAAACUCAGUGUCCUUUGGUCUUGAUUGUUUGCCCAGAGUGCAACAGGAAGGACAUUCCUCUUGCACAGCUGUCUGCUCAUCUUGAUCCAAUGGCCGGAGACUGCGAAGAGAUGCAAGCACCUUGUCCAUUGACGCAGAUUGGAUGCUCUGAAACUAAAACCAUGAAGCUGCAAGAAAGGAGGAUUCAUGAAGAGAGUGCCAGUGCUGGUCACGUGAUGCUCCUCUUUCAAUCAGUCAUGCAACUCUUCUCUGUGGUUGGCAGAACCUUGCAGGGAUCCAAUCAAGUCACUGUCAGAGAUUUGAAUCUACCAUCUCAUGAAGAAUUGGAGAGAUGCGUUAAACAAGUGGAGAACGCAUUGAAAGAGAACAAAGAGUUGAAAUCAAAAUUGUUGCAGCAAGAAAACCGUAUUCGACAGCUGGAAGGC
This is a messenger RNA of Orbicella faveolata, 1448 nucleotides long. RefSeq names its product TNF receptor-associated factor 2-like. The record is from RefSeq and is a predicted model, not a curated record. Gene Ontology annotation, biological process: regulation of apoptotic process; regulation of canonical NF-kappaB signal transduction; signal transduction. Gene Ontology annotation, molecular function: tumor necrosis factor receptor binding; zinc ion binding. Gene Ontology annotation, cellular component: cytoplasmic side of plasma membrane; plasma membrane signaling receptor complex. NCBI's taxonomy places the organism in Eukaryota, Metazoa, Cnidaria, Anthozoa, Scleractinia, Merulinidae.